This is a messenger RNA of Racocetra persica, 1055 nucleotides long. NCBI's taxonomy places the organism in Eukaryota, Fungi, Glomeromycota, Glomeromycetes, Diversisporales, Gigasporaceae. The record is from the annotation of a GenBank genome assembly.
AAUCAUCGACAUCUACUAACGUUAAUAUUCAUGCUCUCGUUGGAGUUAAGUUAUAUUUGAAAAGCUUUGACUUUGUUCCUGUAGAUGCGGAAUUCGCUGCUUCGUGGACAAAAUCGGUUAAAAAUGCCGUAUAUCAAAAAUCGAAACCGGCAAAAAAUUUAAAAAUAUUCAUUAAUCCUUUUAGCGGUACAGGCAAGGCAAGCCAACUUUUUCACGAUCAAAUUAAACCUAUAUUUGACGCUGCUGGUUGCACAUAUGACAUCACAACCACUGAGCAUAAUAAUCACGCAAAGGAAAUCGUGAAAACAAUUGACUUGAAACCUUUUGAUGCCAUUAUCGUUGUUAGCGGAGAUGGAAUUGUUCAUGAAGUUAUUAAUGGACUUUUAGAGCGUGAAAAUAUAAAUGAUGCAGCAAUUCCAAUUGGCGUAAUUCCUGCAGGUUCUGGAAAUGCCUUAAACAUUUGUAUACAUGGGGAAUCUAUCUGUAAAAGUCUCCAACAUUCGGCUCUAACCAUAAUUAAGGGUGACAAACGCUUCUUUUCCUUUAUGUCUCAAACUUUUGGUAUUAUUGCAGACUGUGACUUGGGAACUGAAAAGCUAAGCUGUGAACUGGCCAUGAAAAUUGCAGAAUCUAAUAAAGAAGCUAUUAUAGAUACUUAUCGAAAAGAAUACGCUUCAAAUAUACAUAAUGUUCCAAUAUAUCGCAAUAAUAAAUAUGGUACCGUAAACGAUCCAAUUCCAGAUGAUUGGACUAUUAUAACCGAUGAUGUGUCUACAAUUCUUGGUGGUAAAGUUCCAUGGAUAGGUAAAGGCGCUAUUCCGUUUAGCUGUUCCUUACCAAGCGAUGGACUUAUAGAUCUGUUAGUCGCUCGACGGGAUAAAGUGUCAAGAACUAAAUCGCUCGCUUUUAUGACUGGAUUGGAAACUGGAAAUCAUAUUAAGAUGAACGAAAUUGAUUAUUACAAAGUUGAAGCUUUCAGAUUAACACCAAAAAAUAGUAAUGGAUAUAUAAGCAUAGAUGGUGAAAGUGUAGAUUAUUCUCCUUUUCAAGUUGAG